This is a messenger RNA of Chanos chanos (milkfish), 684 nucleotides long. Its product is annotated as phospholipid scramblase 1. Gene Ontology annotation, molecular function: phospholipid scramblase activity. The record is from RefSeq and is a predicted model, not a curated record. The coding region runs from base 1 to 684 and encodes 227 amino acids. Gene Ontology annotation, cellular component: plasma membrane. The transcript has 6 exons. Gene Ontology annotation, biological process: plasma membrane phospholipid scrambling. Lineage: Eukaryota; Metazoa; Chordata; Actinopteri; Gonorynchiformes; Chanidae.
AUGCAUAUGUAUAUGAUGCCCAAUCAUGGUAUGCCAGGAUGCCCCCCUGGACUUGAGUACCUGACACAGAUUGAUCAACUUCUCAUAAAACAGAAAGUCGAACUCAUAGAAGCUUUGGCGGGCUUUGAGAGCAACAACAAGUAUGAGAUCCGUAACUCCAUGGGACAGAACGUGUUCUAUGCUGUGGAGGAAAACGACUGCCUUACUCGACAGUGCUGCGGUCCUUUACGUUCCUUUGUCAUACGGGUUCUCGAUAACUACGGACAGGAAAUCAUAACCAUUCACCGUCCCCUCAAAUGCAUGUCCUGCUUUUUUCCAUGCUGUUUGCAAGAGCUGGAGAUUCAGGCUCCUCCAGGAAACACGGUGGGCUAUGUCAUCCAGCAGUGGCACCCCUUCUUCCCCAAGUUCAUCAUUGAGAAUGAGAACAGGGAAGCCGUCCUCAGACUUCAUGGGCCAUUCUGUGGUUGGAGUUGCCUGCCCGAUGUGGACUUUGAGAUUUUGACCAUGGAUGAAAUCAGCAUUGGGAAAAUCAGUAAACAGUGGACUGGCCUUCUCCGGGAAGCCUUCACAGAUGCAGAUAACUUUGGAAUCCAAUUUCCCAUGGAUCUGGACGUUAGGAUGAAAGCUGUCAUGAUUGGGGCCUGCUUUCUUAUUGACUUCAUGUUCUUUGAGAGUAACAAUUAA